UUCGAUCUCUCCGGGACUAUCUAUCUCCAUUUCUCUCCAAGGCGAGCUCGCUCCUCACUCGAUCGCCGUGUCGCAGUUCAUCCUGACUAGCUUCACUUCAGAAAGCUGCAUAUAUAUACAAAGCUCUCUCGGCUCUGAUCGUCUCUAGCUAAUUGGUAUCCAGACGGUAAAGAAUAUGAUAUGAAGAAAAAUGCCAACGCUGAUCAUCACCGUGGACCUGCAGUGCUGCCGCUGCAACAUCAAGAUCCAGAAAGUCCUCUGCUGCAUGCAAGAGCGAGGCGAGUUGGAGAUCGAGAAGAUCGUGUACGAGAAGGACACGGUGGUGGUGUCCGGCCCCUUCGACGCCGAGAAGCUCUCCUGCAAGCUGUGGUGCAAGGCCGGCAAGAUCAUCAAGGACAUCAAGAUCAAGCCGCCGGAAGAGAAGAAGAAGCCCGAACCCAAGCCCGAUGAGAAGAAGCCCGAUCCCAAGCCCAAGCCCGACCCAUGCAAGCUCAUACCAUUCCCGUACCCUUACGUGUACCCGCCGCCGCCGCCGUGCGGCGGCUGCGCCACCCCGCACUGCUGCGACUGCCACCCCAAGCCACCUCCGCCGGCGCCGGCGCCAGCGAAGCCAGCGUGCGGCUGCCCGGCUUGGUCGUCGCCGUGCCACUGCUACCCGCCGCCGGCCAUGCCGCCGUACCCGCCGGUGCUCGUCUGCGACGAGGGCCCGCAGUACGGCGCCUGCGCCGUCAUGUAGCCAGCGCUGGUCAUCUCCUUCCCCGUUCAUAUAUCCGUCCAUGAAUGUGUUCUUGAAAGUCUCACCGGACGUUUGUUAUUAUGAAGUUCAUCACUUUGGGCUUUGAUUGGGUGUGGGAGGAUUGCUUAUGUUUUUUAAGAUGAUGGAAAUUAAUAUUACUCCAUGUAUUUAGAGAAUGCUUUUAUGUGAUAAUGUUAAGGAAAUAAAUAAUUGAGCUUAGUAGUAUUAAGACAAUGCUUUAUGUGAAGGCAAUAAAUAAUUGGGUGUAGUAUUAUCCUGAAGUACUGAACUGUGAAACAUACCUCAGGUAUA
This is a messenger RNA of Oryza sativa Japonica Group (Japanese rice), 1048 nucleotides long. RefSeq names its product protein PYRICULARIA ORYZAE RESISTANCE 21. The record is from RefSeq and is a predicted model, not a curated record. Lineage: Eukaryota; Viridiplantae; Streptophyta; Magnoliopsida; Poales; Poaceae.